Molecule: messenger RNA, 825 nt
Organism: Salvia splendens (bonfire salvia)
Lineage: Eukaryota; Viridiplantae; Streptophyta; Magnoliopsida; Lamiales; Lamiaceae
Exons: 4
Coding region: 1-825 (274 amino acids)
Source: RefSeq, a predicted model, not a curated record
AUGAUACAUCCUUCGAUGUCAAGGGAGAUAACCACGACAUUUAAGCGCAUUCGAAAUAUCACUGGUUUUACUUGGAUGUUGACACCAAAGGAGAUAAAAGAUGCUUACUAUCAAGAACUUGAAAAAGCUUAUUCUUGGCCUGACUCCUGGGAGCACGAUGUUCAUAAACUUUGGAAAAAUGGGACAGCAAAAAGAUUCUCUGGUUUUAUUUCAGCCAUAAAGAAGACGAAAACUGUGAAUGUAGGGAAGCCGAGUUACGUUCCAGAAGAAAUGUGGAAUGGGUUAGUUGAACACUGGAAUAAACCCACUGUUAAAGCUAAGUCGGAGGCUUCACGAAGGGCCAAAUUUUCAGAGUCUAAUGGACCUGGUACUGGAUAUGUCAGACAUCAUGGAAGAUCGGUGUCUGUGGCUGUAAUAGCUCAGAAGAUUGCGAAAGAAAGGAGUAUUCCCAUUGAUAAGUGUAUGCACGAAGCAUUCAUGAUAUUACACCACAAGAAUGGAGAAUAUACCUACAAGAAGGCUGCUAACUUGGAUGAAAAAGUGAGAAGGAUUGCUGAUGAGCAAGGUGAUGGCGCAAAUUUAAAUAAGAUCUUCAUGCAAGAGGUUAUGAAAGACAUUGACAAGAAGAAGAGCAUGCUUGGAACUGGUGUCCUUGGACCGACCCUCUUGGACAAUUUUGCUACAAAGACUACAGGUUCGACCAGCAGUCAAGUUGAUGCCGAGUGGAAGAUUGAGUUGGAAGCUGAGCGCGAGAAAAGAAUGAAACUAAAAGAGGAUUUCAAGAGUAUGCAACAGAUGGUGGAGGAACUCGGGAGCCAAUGUUAG